GUACUUGGCAACUCGUGAUGGCAAAAAUUUUGACUGACAAAUUUGUGCUGGCAUUGUCAAAACAGCUUGAUCUAGCGAAUGUCAGCCCGAGACAGCUUAGCGUAUUUCUGGGAUUCAGCAAAGCCGCGGGCACUAACGCAAUGGUUGCGGGCAAUCUCACCAUGAAUCCAGCUAGCUCAUUCGACGACCUCUUUUCCAAGUAUGUUAUGAAACAUGGACGGGGGAGUGUAAGUGCUCUGAAUCUGAGAGGGAUCUUUCUAGAAAAUGAAAUGAAGGACUGUGCUGAUUUCGUCAAAGCAGAAUUAGAGAAGUUUAAUAUUCCUGUCCCGUCAGACGAAGACACACUCAUGGAAAGGGACAAACCUGUAUCCCUCCCGAACCUUCCUUCCGGCACACCAGGUGAGGGAACAGAGGCCGCUGGUGUGGCUCAGACUGAUCCAGCUGACCAUCUUUAUGAGGAAAUAGAAACAUGA
Molecule: messenger RNA, 473 nt
Organism: Strongylocentrotus purpuratus (purple sea urchin)
Lineage: Eukaryota; Metazoa; Echinodermata; Echinoidea; Camarodonta; Strongylocentrotidae
Exons: 3
Coding region: 18-473 (151 amino acids)
Source: RefSeq, a predicted model, not a curated record